CCUUGUAAUUAGAGAAGAGUGAACAUCAACCUCAGGAGAGCUCCGCCCUCCUUAUUUCCCAAUCGCUCCAUUACUCUAACCACCUCCUUCAUUCCUUCCUCCACUCCCUCUUUUCCAGCAUCAAAUCGACUCACCAUCACUCCACGGACCAGAUGUCGCGCAAGGGUGUAUCCAGCUCAAAGUUCGGCCAUCUCUUUGGUGACACCAGCGAUAGCUCCUCGACGUCAAGCAACCAGAGUCGCCUUUCAGGAACGGGAGAUCUCUACAGGGAUCCCUUAGCUGCACUGCUCCCACCUGUUACCGCAACCACUACCACGACACGCGGAGGAGCGACUACAGUCAAGGCUACACUCUCACCCCCUUCUUCGACUACCUCUGCAUCUUCAGCAACAGCAGCAGCAUCUUCCCGAGGCUCUCCUCCAGGGUCGGGUCCUAACUCUCGCAGUUCCUCCCGCGUACAGCACCAUGCACUCUUCUCCUCGCUAGCUGGUGACACCGGAUCGUCCCUGUUCGACUCUGCAGCCCCAGCUUCUGCAACAUUGUCGGCCGCGAAACGAGACCUGUUGUUUGGAGAAGGCACUUCAACUAGUUCAUCAGCCAGGAGAACAUCCACGCCUCCAUUAUCCAGGAAUAAUCAAUCUGGAACUGCGUCGUCCUCACAGCAAUCCUCUCGAGUGUCCACACCGCCUCUUGGGGUCCGUAUUGUAACCGCCACGACAUUGGACACUGGCGCCUCACCAUUAGGGGGACCGCUCGAGGAUAACAGCAAAUUACAGGGUAAAGAUGAUGAUAUCCUCUCCAUCAGGUCGCCUCUAUCGACGGCGCCUCUGACGCGUACUAACAGCCAGGCGAGUAUCAAGAGCCAUGAGAGUGUCAAGAGCAGCAGGAGUGCGCAAAGUCAGGAGACAGCUGAGGACGCGCAAGCGAGCACGCUCAGGAAUGCAAACGUGAAACCCUCGGCGACGGUCUCAAGUGGACCAGCACUGUUAUCUUCAGCACGCUCGGCAGCCACUGCAAGGAAGACCACGAGCGUGGACCAACCAUCCAAGCAAUCUGAGGCGACGACACCGUCGGCAGCAGAUCCAAUUUUCAACCCUUUGACCUAUCGAUCUCAAUCUCCAUCUCAGCCCACGCCAUCGGCAUCAUCACCAUCGAGCAUAUCGUCCCAAUCGAUCGAAACAUUUCAAUCUAUCUCUCGGACGUCCUCACCGGCCGCCAUUGUCCCUCCGCCGCCUAUGAGUAAAAGCGGGUUCGAGCGAGAAAACGACUAUAUGUCUCCACCACCGGUCUCGCGAUCGAGGAUACCCGUGAAUGUAGCUAUUAUGGAUGAUGCAGCAGAGGCGUUUGCAAAGGAUCUUUUGUUCACGGCUGAGCCAGCUCAGCCUACCAUCUCGACCAGCACCCUUCAAUCAUCCAGCUUCUUAGACUCUGGAUUCAGCAGUUCUCGAACGGCAGCGGCUUCCUCUUCCACUAGUCCCAUGGAUGAGACAUUCACAGCCACAACAAUAUCGACCAUAACGUUACCUGUCAUCAAAUCUGGAGUCGGCGCAGGGACAGUGGGGCAGGCCAAAUCGCUUUCUGGAUUUUCGCUAGGAGAGGAUGUGGCGGACAGUUCGAAUCCAUGGAUGAACACGCUUGCGGAUUCGCUGGAGCAGACAAAGCUGGCCAGGGAAAAUCCCAGGAUCGACUAUACCCAAUCGGACGCCGGUCCCGGUUUUGCACCGGAGGCCGCGUUUACGUCGACUAUGACUGCCAUUGGUACUGCCGGCGCGGACGCGACGGCAAUCACCACUACGAGUACGACGACGACGACGACGACUCGCUCUAUUUCAAGAAUACCCAUACCAUCGCUGGAGGAUGACAUUGGCGGUUUUGACGACGUGUUUUCGUCGCUGGGAUCCAGCAAGCGCGGUGGCAGCAGCAAUACAGGAUCUUCGCGUGUAGCGCCAGCGCAAGAACCCAUGUCGAGGUCACCGCCUGUCAGUAAUGUCUCGAGUCUGACAGCAAGGAACUGGAAUGUAUUGGAUGCGGUUGAGGCGGCGGUGCAGGAUCCGGAUUUCCUGGGACCAACGUCGCUGGCAAGCCAGAGCACGGAUAAAGUGCUGGCGAUUAUGCAGAUGCCUAAGGAUGCUCUCGAUAAGGAUGUUUCGGCUCAGGAAGUCUUUGAUAAUCCAUGGGAAUAGCGAGU
Molecule: messenger RNA, 2188 nt
Organism: Gamsiella multidivaricata
Lineage: Eukaryota; Fungi; Mortierellomycota; Mortierellomycetes; Mortierellales; Mortierellaceae
Exons: 2
Coding region: 153-2183 (676 amino acids)
Source: RefSeq, a predicted model, not a curated record